Molecule: messenger RNA, 762 nt
Organism: Angiostrongylus costaricensis
Lineage: Eukaryota; Metazoa; Nematoda; Chromadorea; Rhabditida; Metastrongylidae
Source: the annotation of a GenBank genome assembly
AUGCUCAUGGAGUCACCUUACCACACUGGGAAUGCGAUUCUUAAGGUACCUCCACAUUAUUUCAACGCGACCAUUACCUAUAGAAGGGACUCGCGCUAUUUCCAUCCGUAUGGGUAUUUUGUACAACGGACGGGUGAGGAGAAAGCAAACGAUGUGAUCACCAACGAGCAGCUGCUGGCUGGAGUUAAGAGGAAAAAAAGAGGUUCACUUAUAUUUGUCUCGAACUGCAAAACUCCUUCGAAACGAGAAGACCUAAUCAAAGAACUUGGAAGAUUCACACCGAUAACUGUUAGAGGUGCUUGUGAAAGUUGGCUUUCCGUCGGCGAAGAAACGAGAUCGUAUUCAUGCAAGGAAGACUGUGAUGAAGAAAGUCUAAUAGCUACUCAUCGAUUCUAUAUUUCAUUCGAGAACAGUAUCUGUAACGACUACAUCACGGAAAAAUUCUUUAUGCGAAUCUCUCAAAUGCUUAUACCAAUCGUUGUAAAAAGACGAAUUUAUGAAGACGCUGGUAUUCCGUGGGGAUCAUUUAUUGCUCUGGAUGAUUUUGGAAGUAUGAAAGAGCUAGGAGAUCGUCUAAGAGUUUUACAGGCUAACGACACGGAGUACUUAAAAUAUUUCGAGUGGACAACGCAUUUCCGUAAACCGGCUGCUUACAAAGGAGAUGCGUUAUGCAAACUUUGCGAAGAUAUCUAUCACAAGAACGAAUUCCACAUUGAUGACAUUGUCACAUAUUAUAAAGACGGCCAGUGUCAGGAAUCUUAG